Molecule: messenger RNA, 399 nt
Organism: Trichophyton rubrum CBS 118892
Lineage: Eukaryota; Fungi; Ascomycota; Eurotiomycetes; Onygenales; Arthrodermataceae
Product: pyruvate transporter MPC1
Exons: 4
Coding region: 1-399 (132 amino acids)
Biological process (GO): pyruvate import into mitochondria
Cellular component (GO): mitochondrial inner membrane
Source: RefSeq, a predicted model, not a curated record
AUGGCCGCCGCCAUUAAAGCCAUCAAUGCAAAGAUACGGUCCAACAAGGUGUUGGACUAUGUCUGCUCAACACAUUUCUGGGGCCCCGUAUCCAACUUCGGUAUUCCGGUCGCUGCGGUUAUGGACACUCAGAAAGAUCCUGAAAUUAUCUCCGCUCAAAUGACCGGUGCAUUGGUUAUCUAUUCUGGAACUUUCAUGCGUUAUUCUCUCGCUGUCACCCCCAAGAACUACCUUCUUUUCGGCUGCCACUUAAUCAACUUCGGAGCCCAAUUGACUCAGGGAUACCGAUGGGUGAACUACUGGAAAUGGGGAGGACGAGAGGCUGUUCUCGCAAACAAGGCAAAGGAUGCCGGUGCCGAAGCAGGAAAGGCUGCCGCCGAACCUAGUACUUCUUCAUAA